Molecule: messenger RNA, 501 nt
Organism: Plasmodium knowlesi strain H
Lineage: Eukaryota; Apicomplexa; Aconoidasida; Haemosporida; Plasmodiidae
Exons: 1
Coding region: 1-501 (166 amino acids)
Source: RefSeq, a predicted model, not a curated record
AUGAUGGACAAAGUGGAGCAGGAAGUGGGGGAAUAUGGAGAUCGGGGUGCAACAUUGAAUAGGUGUAAAGGAAUUACUACGGAACAACUAAUCAUUGGUAAAUCCAUUCUAGGCAAUACAAUCAAAGAAUGGACAAAGCAGAAAAGGGAUGAAGCAGACAAGAAUAGUGGUUCCUGGAGGAUAAAGUGGCCAUGGAAACAUUGGGGACUUGUCUGUAAGCAGAAGAGGGAGCAACCAAAUCUACAACAACAGAGAAAAAAUAAUGCAGCUGUAAUGACGGAAUUCAUGAAAAUGAAGGAGGACAACACCCACAGUGGCCAAAGUAGUCAACCGACCCUAUCAGAAGUACUAAUAGACGAUAAGUACAAAUUAAAACCAGAAACAUUGGAACGAGCACUAGCACCACUAGUUAAUAAUGCGGGGGCAGGAGGACCAAGUGCAAAUAUAGAGAACCUUAUAAAGACGGUAAUAGAGAACAUAAAGAUAGCAGCCCACGUAUAA